This is a messenger RNA of Phanerochaete carnosa HHB-10118-sp, 300 nucleotides long. RefSeq lists its product as uncharacterized. The record is from RefSeq and is a predicted model, not a curated record. NCBI's taxonomy places the organism in Eukaryota, Fungi, Basidiomycota, Agaricomycetes, Polyporales, Phanerochaetaceae. Bases 1 to 300 code for a protein of 99 amino acids. The transcript has 2 exons.
AUGGCCUACCACCACGAGCGGUCCGGUUAUGUGGACAACCUGCGAGACAAUCAAUGGCUGUUGUUGUUUAGGGCAACACACAUGUUGAACAAGCAGCAGGAGCUACCGGGACAGAUGGUGUACUCCUUCCUGCUUGGCCAUGACGAAGCCAUCAAAUCACACAAGUACAUCACGCUGCUAUGGGUUCCAUUUCACAUCGCACUUGUCGAACAGUUUUCAGAGCUUGGCUACCGCCGAAGAGACAAUGUUGUUGACAUAUCUAAGAAUGCGCAAGGUGCCGACAAUAUUGUGGACAAUUGA